Messenger RNA from Panicum virgatum (switchgrass), 552 nucleotides. RefSeq names its product nuclear speckle RNA-binding protein B-like. Gene Ontology annotation, cellular component: nucleus. The coding region runs from base 1 to 552 and encodes 183 amino acids. NCBI's taxonomy places the organism in Eukaryota, Viridiplantae, Streptophyta, Magnoliopsida, Poales, Poaceae. The transcript has a single exon. The record is from RefSeq and is a predicted model, not a curated record.
AUGCCGAGCCACAGCCACUCAGCGGCGGCGAUGCAGCGCCACCACGGGCUGCAGGGCCCCCGACCGGCGACGCUCAAGGUCACCACCAAGGCGGACCAACUGGGCAAGAAGCGGCGGCCGGUGAUCAUCUACGUGGAGUCACCCAAAGUCGUGCACGCGCAACCCAGCGAGUUCAAGUCCGUCGUGCAGCGCCUCACCGGGGCUCCAUCGUCGUUGUCAUCAGCAGCAGCAGCAUCCCUGCUUGUACCGCCACCGCCACAGCUCCUGCCGUCCUUGCCCCUGUGGUCGACGACGACAGUAGCGGCGGCUGCCCCGGCGGCCUCGUCUCUGCCUGAACCCAGCGUCGUUACAAGCCUCGGCUUCUUCAUCAGUGACGAUCAGCUCAUAAGCCCCGCGGCGUUCCUAUACGAAUACGAUCAUCAGAGGCAGAGGCAGAUGGUGGCGGCUGCUGAUGGUCCAUCAGCUGCGGCGGCAAAUCCAGUACUCCUUGUGCCGUCGUCUCUUGGCGCGUGCUAUCAAUAUCAGGGGGAUCUCUUCGUCAACCAGCAGUAA